This is a messenger RNA of Ilex paraguariensis (yerba mate), 768 nucleotides long. Lineage: Eukaryota; Viridiplantae; Streptophyta; Magnoliopsida; Aquifoliales; Aquifoliaceae. The record is from the annotation of a GenBank genome assembly.
AUGGACGAUCACCCCGGUGAGCACGAAUCAGCCGUUGAAACGGUGAUGGAGAAGAUCUCUGAGAAGUUGCAUGGCCACGAUUCGUCGUCUUCAGAUUCCGACGAUGAUAAGAACCACUCGUCGCCCGUGGCUUCCGUCAAAACCAAGAUCUAUCGUCUCUUUGGGAGAGAAAAGCCCGUUCAUAAAGUUCUAGGUGGAGGAAAACCUGCUGAUGUUUUCCUCUGGAGGAACAAGAAAAUUUCUGCUGGUGUGAUAGGUGUUGCCACUGCUAUUUGGGUGUUUUUUGAAUUGUUUGAAUACCACUUGCUCACUCUUGUGUGCCAUAUUCUGAUACUUUCUCUGGCAAUCCUUUUCCUGUGGUCAAAUGCAUCCUCAUUUAUCAACAAGUCUCCACCACCAAUCCCAGAAGUUGCACUGUCUGAGGAUAUAGUCCUGGGUGUAGCCUCUGCCUUCAUUAUUGAAAUCAAUAGAGCUCUUGCAAUCCUCCAAAAUAUUGCAUCCGGGAGAGAUUUGAAGAAGUUUCUAGCUGUAAUCUCUGGCGCUUGGGUUCUUUCAAUUUUGGGAAGUUGCUGUAACUUCCUGACGUUGUUCUACAUAUCUUUCGUUUUGCUGCAUACAGUGCCCGUGCUCUAUGAGAAAUACGAGGACCAGGUAGACUCCUUUGCCGAGAAAAUAGAGGCCAAGCUCAAGAAGCAGUAUGUGGUGUUUAAUGCCAAGGUUCUAAGUCAGAUUCCGAGAGGGCCACUGAAAGACAAGAAGCUGGCAUAA